Messenger RNA from Geodia barretti, 435 nucleotides. The record is from the annotation of a GenBank genome assembly. Lineage: Eukaryota; Metazoa; Porifera; Demospongiae; Tetractinellida; Geodiidae.
AUGGACGAGCUUGACCUGAAGAUUAUCGGUAUCCUGCAAUCGGACGGGCGUGCGUCCAACGCCAAGAUUGCACGCGCAGUGGGCGUGAGCGAAGGCACCGUGAGACGUCGGCUGCGCCGCCUCAUCAAAGAAGACAUCGUCCAUGUGGUGGCAGUCCCGAACCUCGAAAAAAUGGGUUACGGCACCACCGCCCUCAUCGGCCUGGAAACCGGCCCGGGCAAGUCCGACGCCGUCGCCGAAUGCAUCGCCGACCUCGACGAAGCCCACUAUGUCGUCGUGGCCACCGGGCCCUACGACGUAUUCGUGUGGACCGCCCUGGAAUCCGCCGAAAGCCUGGGCGACUUCCUGCGCACUCGCAUCGGUGUCAUUGAGGGCGUGCAGAAGACCCAGACCUUCGUAACCCUGUCCACCAAGAAGCGUUUCACCCGGGUAUGA